Molecule: messenger RNA, 792 nt
Organism: Setaria italica (foxtail millet)
Lineage: Eukaryota; Viridiplantae; Streptophyta; Magnoliopsida; Poales; Poaceae
Product: MLP-like protein 423
Exons: 2
Coding region: 95-601 (168 amino acids)
Biological process (GO): abscisic acid-activated signaling pathway; defense response
Molecular function (GO): abscisic acid binding; protein phosphatase inhibitor activity; signaling receptor activity
Source: RefSeq, a predicted model, not a curated record
CGGGCCGAGGUCUCGCCAUCGCCAGAUCACGAGCACAGCACUCACCUGCACAGUUCGUAGCAUAGGAGGUGGUAGAGCUCAGCUGCAAGCUAGGAUGGGUUCCAAGGCCGAGCUGGUGGUGGAGGUGAAGUCCCCGGCGGAGAAGCUGUGGGCGGCGCUGCGCGACUCGACGGAGCUGUUCCCCAAGAUCUUCCCCCAGCAGUACAAGAGCAUCGAGACCGUCGAGGGCGACGGCAAGUCCGCCGGCACCGUCCGCCUCCUCAAGUACGCCGAGGGGGUGCCGAUGCUGACGUUCGCCAAGGAGAAGGUGGAGCUUGUCGACGACGAGAACAGGGUGGUGUCGUACAGCGUGGUGGACGGCGAGCUGGUCAACUUCUACAAGAACUUCAAGAUCACGCUCAAGGUGUCCCCGGCCAAGGAGGGCGAGGCCGGCGCCGUCGUCAACUGGUCCAUGGAGUUCGACAAGGCCAGCGAGCAGGUGCCCGACCCGGACGUCAUCAAGGAGACCGCCACCAAGACGUUCCACGACCUCGACGACUACCUACUCAAGAACCAGGCGGAAAUCGUUCCGUCCGCCGAGGCGGAAAUCGCAGUCGUUUAGCACGCGCUAGUGCAUGUCGUCGUUGGUGGUGGCGGUGGUGUCCGAGUCCGUGUUGGUUUGGUAGUUAUGGGUGGUCGUGUCCUUGUUUCCGCGGUUGAUGUCGCUGCAGCCUGCGGCGAUUCAGCGAUCGUGUGCGUCUGCAGGUUGCAGUCUGGUCCCAGUCAAUAAAGUUCUUCGCGUCACUGCAUCAA